Molecule: messenger RNA, 1323 nt
Organism: Dissoconium aciculare CBS 342.82
Lineage: Eukaryota; Fungi; Ascomycota; Dothideomycetes; Mycosphaerellales; Dissoconiaceae
Product: ICE2-domain-containing protein
Exons: 1
Coding region: 1-1323 (440 amino acids)
Biological process (GO): septin ring assembly; endoplasmic reticulum inheritance
Cellular component (GO): perinuclear endoplasmic reticulum; cortical endoplasmic reticulum; endoplasmic reticulum membrane
Source: RefSeq, a predicted model, not a curated record
AUGAUAAUCCGGGCCCUCAGCAGCGCGCUUUUCCUUUUUGCGAUCGUCUUCACCAUCCCGCUUGCUUUCGAUGUCGGCGGCCGUACCUGCGGGCUGGCUUUCAGCCUCAGUCUGGCCACAUACUACUUCUUCGUGUCAUGCCUGCGUUUGAGUGUACCUGCGCACUCGACAUGGCGAGGAGCCAUCGUUCGCUUCCUUUCUUCCUUGCAGACCAUCGUCAUUCCGGCCCUUCUUAUCUGGAGCUUGAACAAAUUCAGCGAGGAAAGCAUCGACGAAGGCAACAACUGGGUCACGCGCGCCUUUUUCAAUGCAACGAAACCGCUCCACCGAAGCCCAAGCCUGCGUGAGUGGCUGUUCGGAAAAGAAGGAUUAGUGGAAAAUGUGAUACUCGGAUCAUGGGAUAAUCUACUGCGCUAUUCAACACCUGUCUUUCAACUCACGGAAGGCUUCUGCAGCUUGCUUUUGGUCCAAGCAGCUGGACAAGUCACUCGAUAUCUCGUCAACACGAGUGAUGCUGGCGAUAGCUGGAUGAUCGGUCUGCUCAUUGUCUCAGGCAGCAUCAUCUCCAGUUCAGUAUAUUUCCUCUGGCGGAUCAGCACGUUCCCAGCACUGGACAGCCAGGAUGCCAUCCUCAUCGGCAUCGCCAUCACCUGCGCUUUCUUCCUGUGCGCAUGGGGUAUUGGUAGCGGACGCGGAAACGUCGUGGAGAGCAGCCUUCUUUUUGCCUACGUCACACUCUGCAUUUACCAGAUCUUCACUGACUACCAGCCAAGUCAUCCGCUGGAAGAUCUCCCAGCUGCAGAACCUGGCUUCCCACCUUUACCACCUAUCUUCAUGGCAAGCUAUUCGACCAUUCUGCAAGCCCUAUCGUCUCUACCUACUGCUCUCCGUUCCGCUUUCGGCUUCGUAUUUGCCGCUGUCCAGACCGUCACACCAUCUGUCAUUAUAUCCCUCAUAUACCGUCUGGUCGUUCUGUAUGCUGCUGCCCGAAUCAUUCCAGCUGUGCGAGAAUCAGGAGCCAGAGCGCUCGCCGAGGAUCCUUCACUCGAGGACUCCUUAAGUACUUCCGAUACGCUCGUGGGACUCAUCAGCUACUUCUCGCCGAGCAUCCUGAUCGCCGUCUACACGAGUCUACUUAUGCAACAUUUCUCGACUGCGGCCACUGAUCAUCCUGGCGAAUGGUGGACUAGUCAGGGCGGUGAGGGCGGUGGAAAUAUAAUCAGGUGGAUCAACUUGGCAGGGACCAUGGCGUUAUAUGCUGUAGAGCUCUGGAUCAGCAAGGGCGCCGAUGACGGCUUGACCGGUCACUGGAAACUUGAUUGA